Molecule: messenger RNA, 639 nt
Organism: Trichosporon asahii var. asahii CBS 2479
Lineage: Eukaryota; Fungi; Basidiomycota; Tremellomycetes; Trichosporonales; Trichosporonaceae
Exons: 2
Coding region: 1-639 (212 amino acids)
Source: RefSeq, a predicted model, not a curated record
AUGUCUGCCGCUACCCGCUUACGCCACUUUUCCACUGGCUCUGCAAGCUUUGUUGUGACCUUCCCCGUCGACGACCUGGAACUUGCGACUUCCUGGACUCAGACGGCACUGUCUGGUACGAGCAUCAGAUCACGUUCGACACUUUCGUGGCCGGCUCGAAGAAGCGCGAUCACUGCCUUCCCCGCCCUGAUUCCGCGUCCGACGCUGGUACGUGAUGCCGUGGCCGCCCGAGUCGGGGAGGAAGGCCCAGCGUACAUGUUCUACACAGGCUGUACCAUCGCCGACACUCCCGUCUCGCCAGCUGCAGACGAACUAGCCCCAGCUGCCGCCAUGAGGGCGCCUACGGAAGACGAGAAGCAGGUGCUCGAUGGGCUGACGAAGCGCUACCGCGACCUAGACACCGCUCACACCGCCGCUGCCGCCACCGGGAGCCUCGUCGCCGUCGUCAAAGCCCUUUGCCCGCGACCCGUUCGUGCGCCUCCCCCCUCAUACGCCACGUACGUCGCCACCGUACCAGUGGACAAGAUCGACGAAGCUCCUGCCGGCGUGCCCGAGGGUCUGGUCUGGUAUGAGCGCCAGAUAACGUUCGGCGGCAUCGCUGAGCUCCUCGCCCGACUCGAACAAGCUAUCGCCGCUUAA